Messenger RNA from Cryptococcus deneoformans JEC21, 2175 nucleotides. RefSeq lists its product as hypothetical. Bases 281 to 1987 code for a protein of 568 amino acids. The record is from RefSeq and is a predicted model, not a curated record. NCBI's taxonomy places the organism in Eukaryota, Fungi, Basidiomycota, Tremellomycetes, Tremellales, Cryptococcaceae. The transcript is spliced from 7 exons.
UUUCCUUUGUUUGCUUUUUCAACUUUCACGCAAUUCCAGUGUAUUGCCUUCCGUUUCCGAUUACCGAAGAUGACCAUUUUCCAUUUGGUCAAUUGUCAAAUAUAUGGCCAUGUUUAACUGAUGUUCCCCCGCAACCCAUCCCCUCGUCCACUCGACUCACAAGAACCAGUACACAAGGACAACAAAAGGGGUCAAUCGCACAAACUGACGACGGACGUCCCUCCCUACAUUAAUCACUGCACUUCUUCAACAGCUGCCAGCUUAUCUUCAUAUAACGAAUAUGUUUUUGCCACUGAUAAUUUCGACAGCAGCUGCAGUCGCUCCACUCGCCCGAGCAUACCUUGUUAACAGCUCAGACUACUCUUCUGGUGCGCUCGGUGCAGCUCCUGCGCAAACUUUCAAGACUGUCAACUGGACAGCAGCUGAAUGGAAUUUUAACGUCUUCCCCUCCACUGAUCUCCCUUCCGGCUAUCUUCUCCUUGCUCCUCGAGGCAGUGAUGUCGAAACACCAACCGGUAUCAUUUACACCAACGACGGCGAAGUCGUCAUGUAUGGCAAGGAAUUUGGCAUUGGCCAAACCAUGUCGUUCUCCGUUGGGACAUACCAAGGCAACCAAGUGAUUACUACUUGGGGUGGUCAGUUUUAUGGUAACGGCUAUGGAAACGGUUUUGGCUUGAUCUAUGAUCAGAAUUACAAUCUCGUUGCCAACAUUUCCUCUACCAUUUCGGGCUCUGGUAUCGAUUUCCAUGAGUUUGUCCUUACCGAUAAGGACACCGUCCUUGCUACCGUCUAUAUUAAAGAGCAGUACAACCUCUCAUCGUGGAAUGUUACUACCGAAGAUGGAACUUCAGGCUGGAUUCUCGGGGGCGCUUUUGAGGAGAUCGACGUUGCUACCGGGGAGGCUCUGUUUUCUUGGAAAUCUCUGGACCAUAUCGACCCCAGCGAAUGUUAUAAUGAUCCUGGAUCAACUGGUGUCGCGGAAUCUUCUGCAUGGGACUACUUUCACAUCAACUCUAUAGAAAAAGAUCUUGAAGGCAAUUACCUUGUAUCUUCUCGACACUGUCACGCCGUCUACCAGAUUUCUGCCUCUACCGGCGAGGUCCUUUGGACCAUCAACGGCCGUAAUUCUAGUUUCAGCAUGGGCCGAGGUACCACUUUCGAGUGGCAGCACGAUGCCCGCUGGAUCAACAACUAUACUCAAAUCAGUAUUUUUGACAAUGCCGCCAGUUCGUGGGAAUCUGACGAGUCGAUGGCGAGGGGUCUCUUAUUGAACGUGGACACCGAUGCCAUGUCCAUCACUUUGGCACAGGAGUACUUGCCAUGGAACGAAACUGUGUCACCGAGUCAGGGGAGUAUGCAAGAGCAGACAAAUGGGAACUAUCUCUUGGGCUGGGGUCAAAUCCCCUUCUUCUCCGAAUACUCAUCAGAUGGUACCCUUCUUUCUUCCGCUCAGUUCGGUGUAGGCAGCGUCCAGGGUUACCGUGUCCUUCGAUCCAACUGGACUGGUUAUCCCCAGACAACUCCUGCCCUCACUGUCAUCUCCAACUCUACCACCGACCAGUACGAUAUCUACACCUCUUGGAACGGUGCUACCGAAAUUUCCUCUUGGGUGUUGUACGGCGCUACUUCUCUUUCAGGAUCUGCGUCCAGUUCCAAGUUGAACCAGGUAGAUAAGACUAAAUUCGAGACCUACUUCUCGCUUUCCAAGGACACUGCGGCUUCGUACCCAUGGGUGCAAGCAAGAGCCGUCAGCUCUAAUGGGACUGUUCUCGGUUACUCUUACUAUGUGUCGCUUAAUGGGAGCGAUUCUGUCGCUCCCUCCUCUACCCAGGCUUCUGCCACCGAAGCUACUAGUGCAGCGGCAACGAGCUCUACUGGGACAGCAACCACGUCCUCUGCAACGAACAACCCUACUAGCGGAGCAGAGAACUUGAGGGCUGGAUUUGCACUUGUGGUAGCGGUCGUUGGUGCUGCUUUGCUUCUGUAAGAUAGUGAAAGAUAGUACGAUCCUAUAGUAAAGGGAUUAUAGCAAGGACAUUCUCUAAAAGGGACAAUUUGUCAUCUUUUGAGCUUGAUUAACAUCUGUAUAAUUAGCAUAGUUCAUAUGACGGAUAGCAUUUCACAUGGAAUAUUCAAGUACAGCUUCAUUAUUGGUAUGCAGAUAUGUGGCAUCGG